AACAUGUAAACAAUAUGGAGGAUGGUACAUUUGCGAUUUGGUAACGCGAUCUUUUCCUUAAUUUAUCGAUAGUCAAAUAUACUGCAACUAUAAAAAGCAUUGCAAUAUUAGAUUUGAAUAUCAUUGAACAUAAAAUAUGGCAGGAAGAGACUUACCUGGACGUGAUGAAAGAGGAGCAUUCCGCUUUGGUACAAACAGACAAGUGGAGAUAACUCUAAGAAGUGAGCUAGAGGAUGUUGCUAGGAAAUCAAUUACAGAGAUAGCUGUUAAAAGGGAGUUAAAUAGAAUGGCUCCUUUGGAUGAUCAACAGAAAACAGCGAGUAAAUGGCCAGAAAGAAAACUUCAACCAGCUUUUGUUCCUGAAAAGAAAAGAGAAAAAAGGAAAAGAGAUCCAAUUUAUCAUGAAGACUUACUCAAUAAAGAUUUGAAGGAACAACCAAAGUUUAUGCUUGUACCUUAUAACCCUCUGGAUAAAGGAAAAAAUGUAGAAGAACCAAAAGAAAAAACUAGAAAAUUACCAUAUAGUAAAGAUCAAACAGUUACCACACAAGAAAUGAAGAUGCCAAAAGUUACUUCUCUUGGGGUUUUGCCAAACAGAGAAAGUGGUGAAAUCAUAAAUCUUAAAGUAGUAAUGGAAGGAAUACCUGUUGCUCCAGGGAAAACAGAUGUAGCUCUUGAUGAAAUGGCUAUGGCAAACAAAAUGCACCCUACAACACCAGCAUCACCUGUACCAAGGGUUGAAGAUAAAGAAGGACUAAAAUAUGAACCCGAAUCAGGGAGGAGGGAAAAGAAAGACAAACUUAAGGAGGAACUAAAACUGGACUUAGAAUCUGAAGAAUCUAAGAAGAAACCUGCUAUAUUAACCUCAGAAGGAACAACACAGAAAAUGUAUUUUAUGGAAAGACAAAAACCAGUGCCUCCUCCAUCUUCACUGAAAAAAUCAUUCAAAAGGAAACUGAAAGGCACUUUGACAACAGCAUUAGUUGAAGGGGAACCAAGUUUAAAAGACACACGUUUUCCUGAAGACUCUGUUUAUCACCAGUAUGAUGAUGCUAUAGAUGUUAUUGACCAAGACAGAACUACAUCCAGAUCAGUCGAUGAUGAUACUCGUAGUUCUACAUCCAGUGUAUCAUCUGUCAGGUCUGCAAAAGAACUUUUGGAAGAGGCAAGAAGAAUUUCUAGGUCAGGUGCAGAUCCUCUGUAUAAACAAAGAGAUAAAAGAGGAUCACUUUCUCAUAGAGAGAAGAAAGAUCAUAAAAAGGAUAAAAGAGAAACAGAAGAACCUACACCAAGGAGACAAGAAAGAUCUGUUGAUGAGAUUAUAUCAUCUCUAAAGGCUAAUAGAGAAAAGCCUGAACUAUCUGAAGCUGAUAAGAAAAUUCAGGAGAUUAUGGAGCGUGUUAUGUCUAGAACCAGUGCUGUUAUAACUGAAGAUGACAGUAUGACAAUGGGAACAGAUUCUGCUCGAGAUGAAUCAGCAACAUCUGUUAAAGAUGCUCAAAGUAGUGGUCCAACACCACAGCCUCCAGAAGUUAAUGUUGUAUCAUCCACUCCAGAUGAUACAGCAGGCCCUAAAUCUCCAGUAGCAGAUGCAGGUGCAGAGACAGAUAAACAGGAAGUCUUAACAGAAGAUGAUGAAUCAAAAUCCAAAGAUGAUGGGAUUACCAGCACUGACGAAAAAUCAGAGGAUAAAGGAAAAGAUGAAGCAGUGCAAGAACAAGUUUCAGAAAUACCUCCACAAGCAGUGACAGAGUUGACAAAGAUGACAACAGAAUACGAAGACAGUAGUGAUGAUGAGGAAGCUGAGGUCAUAGAUAUUGCUAAAGCCUGGGAAGAUCUGGCUGUACCUCCAAAUGCUACGUAUGAAGAUCUGGUCAGUGUAUCUGGUAAACCUAUUGGCAUUCAGGAAAGGUCUACAGGAAAAGCUGAAAUCAAUCAGAUUACUGUGCAAAGUCAGGCUGUAUCAUUCUUGUCAACAUGGCAACCAGCUACUGAACGAGAACCUACUAUGGAACCAAUUUUAGAGGUUGCCACCCCGCCAAAACAUAUCCACCAUUUUUGUACUGUAACCAAUGAGUACCAGUUACCUGAACAGUUCCGACAUCUUGGAAGAAAGUAUCAUGCCCCAGAAAAAUUCCUGGUACCUAAGCAACCAUUUAGAUUUGCCAGUAGAGGGCCAAGCUUCAAUGAUGCAUUAGAUGAAGAAACCGCUUCACAACUGUCACAUGUUGCAGAAACAAGAGGCACAGAAGAAACUAGAAUAGCAUCAGCUGCUCAGAGGAUCCUAAAGGAGGCUGAAUCUGACAAAGAUAAAAGUAAAGAGGAAACCUUAGAAAUAUGGAGACAGAGAGCAGAUGAAGUGUUUAGUCAGCCAUCAAUAUCAGUAGAAGGAACCAAAUUAUCUUUAAAAUCAGAUGAAUCCAGAUUGUAUUGGACACCUGCACCCCCAAAGUUAGAUGUGGCACCUUCCAAGGUCAAGGACGUUCUGUUCCCAGACUAUGAAUCCAAAAGUUUGUCCAUGGAAACAAGAGAAAUGUCUGCCACACAACAGGAAGAUAUGGACGAAAGCUCUGAGUCAGAGGAAGAAGAUAUGGAGGUCGACAUUGAACAGGAGAGAUAUGAAGAAAUAUAUAGAUUGGUUUUCAAAAAGAGCGAUUCCUAUAAAGACUUGUCAGAGUUAGACCAAGCUUCUAAACAAAGAGAUGAUGACAUUAAAUCUAGAAGAAUUAAUCCUUAUGAACCCAGAAAACUUCUCAAAGGGGAAAUACCACCAACUAAACCUGAGCCACUUGGACAUGCAGCAGAUACUGGUAGCCAAGCUUCCACUCCAGCACCAGAGUUUAGGUACAAAAGAGAUAUGCCAGACAGUGAAAUAUUCCCAGUGUUUGUUCCUCUUAGGCGGUCCAGGUCUGAUCCAUGUAUCUUCAAUGCUGAUGAUGAUACCCUAUUGGUGCCUCAGUCCUAUAAUAUAGCUGUGGAUGAGAUUACCAGACAGAAACAAAAUAUAAGACAGAUGAAGUUAAACUGGAGGGAAGAAGAAAAGAAAGCGAAAAGGGAAGCAGAAAUGGAAGAAAGAUUGAGAAGAAUGGAGGUACCUGAGGGGGAAAGAUAUGAUCCAAACGAAGUAAUGGCUGUUCCUUCAUUUAUGAGGAGGAAAGCUGAUGAGCCUACACCUGCAGAAUUAGCUCUGGUAGCUGGUAGAGCUUAUGUUAUACUGCCUAAAAAGAAAAAGAAGAAGAAGAAAGCCCCUAUAAGUAUGGCUAGAUUGGAUGAAAUUGAGAAAUUUCUUCGUUCAUCUCCAACCAAACUUACCAGAAGUAGAUCUAUGGAAAAAAUGCACAUGACUGUUGAGAAAGACCUUAGAGUAUCAAGUAAAAUAAGACAUGGACCAAGAAACAGCUUAGCAAAUGUUCUAGACUUUGGGGCAUUUGGAAAGAAAAAGAAAAUGCCAAAAGAUAUGAAAGAAAGAGAUUGGGUCAGAGACAUGUGGAAUGGUUGGUUUGAUGAACUGUAUCCACCGACGCCUGAGGUGUCAUCUGACGAGGAAGAGGAGGAAGAACAAGCUGCAAUGUCACCUAGAAAGGAAGAAAAACAGGAAAAGAAAAGGAAAGAAUCCAUUACCAGUGCUUUAUCAGAGAGUAUAAGUGUAAUAGAACCUUUACAGGAAAAUGAAGAAAAUCAGGAAUUACUUGCUAUAUUACAUGAAGAAGUAGAGAAGUUAACAGAAAUGAUAGAAGCUACCCCAAGACCAAAAGCAUUUGAUCUGUGUAGAAGAGGGGCUUUGUUGAGAAAAAUUGGUAUGGUAAAAAAGGCUGAGGAGGACCUUAAUAGAGUAAUAAAGAUUGAGCCAGAAUUGAUUGAUGCUUAUUGGCACAGACAUUUGCUAUAUCUGUUACAAGAUAAGAAGAAAGAAGCUCUCACUGAUCUUAACUUCAUCAUCAAGAAAAAUAAAAAGCAUGCUGGAGCUUGGCGAUCCAGGGCUGAAAUAUACAGACAACAAAAUAAUGUAGACGAGGCCAUUAUGAAUUAUAGACAAGCAAUUUCACUAAACCCUAGGGAUCAUGAAGCCUACUUUAGAAGGGCUGAGAUGUACGAAAAGAAAGGAGACAGUCAGUUGUUAGCUUUAGAAGAUUAUUCCAAGUGUAUCAAGAUAAACCCAUUGAGAACAGAUGCUAUAUUGAAACAUGGACUUUACUAUUUUAAAAAUGAGAGCUGGCACAAUGCUAUAACAGAUUUCACAGACCUUCUUAGAGUAGACCCACUGAAUGUUACAGCAAGGAUCUACAGGGGACAGGCCAAUGCUAAGAUGGCUAACUGGAGCCCAGCAGUUGAAGACCUAUCAGCAGCUAUACAUUUAGACCCAUUGAGUUGGGAGGCUUUCUACCAUAGGGCUUGCAUAAUUAGAAAAGCACAUGCAAAGCGAGCCUUACAUGACUACAGUGUAUCUUUACUAAUUAAUGAUAGUGAUGACAAUGUCAUGUCAUAUCUACACAGAGGAAUACUAUAUAACUCAAUGCACAGAUAUGAAGAUGCUAUCCCUGACUUUGAGAGUGUACUGAAGUUACGAAAGGAUGUGGCCUGUGCUCAUGUCAACCUUGGUCUAAUAUUUAUGAAUCAUUAUGAAAAUUACCACAGAGCGAUAAAGAAAUUCACUGCUGCCAUCAAAGUAGAUCCUACAUAUGUUAGAGGUUAUGUAUGUCGAGGAGAAGCUUAUCACAAAAUACAUGAAUUGAAACAAGCUUUGAGUGAUUUUACUAAAGCUAUUCACUUGAGACCAGAUGUACACCAUUACUAUAUGUACAGGGGACAACUAGUGUUGGAGAUGGGUAAUUUGGAACUGGCAGCUUUCUGUGUCAGGAUGUUUGUAUAUGGCCAAGAUCGACAAAAAGAAUUGAGAGUGAUAAAUAUGCUAAGAGGACAUGCUUCAGAAUUAAGUACAGAUUCUUCAUUAGGACAGAUGCCAACACAACAAGCAGUUGUUCAGUCAUUCUUGAAAAAUUACAACAAGGCAAUAGAUGCAUUGGAAGCAGCCACAAGAGUCCAGCCAGUACCUUCAAUGUUUAUGUUACUUGGUAAAACACAGAUGAAGGCUAAGGAAUUCUUAAAGGCUAUAGAAAGUUUCAAUAAAGCAUUGGAACUAUAUGUCAAGCUAGAGAAAAUGAAACCUUGGAGAACUGGUGAUCCAUGGCCAAAGGAAGCUGCUGAGGCUCAUUUCUUGAUAGGAAUGUGUAAUAUAGAACUGAAGACAUAUAUCAGAGCACUAGAAGCAUUCUCUGAAGCUAUCAAACUCAAUGCUAACUAUCCCGAUGCAUUGUACCAGAGGGGAGUGACCAGGAUGAAGCUGAAUCAAUUAUCCAAAGGCAUCCAUGACUUCAACAAAGCUUUGGCUAAGAAUCCUAAGAUAUUCCAGGCAUAUCUGAGUAGAGCUUGCUAUUAUGGGAUGAAGAAGAACUACACUAAAGCUAUAUUAAGCUGUAAUGAGGCUAUCAAGUUACAGCCUCGAAGUGUUAGAGCAUAUUUGUAUAGAGGGGCUUUGAAGUUCCACAUAAAAGCUUAUGAUCUAGCUAUCAGAGACUUGACAACUGCUACCAGUAUAGAUAGCCAGUGUGCUCUAGCUUACUUCAACAGGGCUGUAUGUUUCCAGGAGAAAAAGGAUUGGCAAAAGGCUUUGACAGACUAUGGUAUUGUUCUGUUACUUGGUGCUGAUUUACAACUAAAGCGUCCUAGUGAAAUUGAAGAGGAAACUAGAAAAAGGUUUCAGGUGCUGAUCAAUAGAGGUUUGUUAUAUUUUGAGAGGAAGGAUUACAUUAAUGCUUUAUAUGACUUCAAACUAGCUGCUAAGAUAGAACCAAAUGAUCAUAGAAUUCUACAUACUCUUGGAUUAUGUUAUCACAAGAUGAAUGAUCUAGAUGAGGGAGUUAAAGUAUUCACCACAUGUAUGGACAACAACCAGUUCUUCCUGGAUGGUAUCAUAGCCAGAGGCAAUGUGUACAUGGAUUAUGGUACUAAAGCUGGAAUACAAUUUGCCAAGAGAGACUAUGAACGUGUGCUACGACAGGAACCAACAAACUUGUCAGCCAGAGUUAACCUUGCCAAUACUCUACAGGUCCUGGGUAAAUUUAUGCAGGCCUGGAACCAGUUUACUAUAGCUAUUUCAGUCAGACCUACAUUUAAGCCAGCGUUAGAAGGAAGAGCUAUAGUCAACCUGCAGAUGCGUAAUACAUUUGCUGCCUUCCAGGACAUCAAUGCUGCUAUUACAAUAUCACCAACUGCUGAACUACUGACCAAUAGAGGGGUUAUUAACCAGUUCAUGCAGGAUCCAGUUAAUGCCAUGAGGGAUUACCAGCAAGCUCUGAAGUUAGACAAAUCAUACUCCCUGGCAUACUUCAAUGCUGCUAAUGUGUACUUCCACACUAGGCAUUUCAAACAGGCAUAUGAAUAUUACAGUAAGGCAUUAGAUCACAAUAGAAAAGAUGAGUCAGCAUUAUUAAACAGAGCUAUAACAAGGGUUAUGAUGAGAGAUGCUCAGGGUGCAUUAGAAGAUUUCAAGGCAGCUAUCAAGCUUAGUCCAUACACUGCACAUAUAUACUUCAACAGAGGAAACCUUUAUGCUUCAAUGGGUCAUUUUGAUAAGGCUGAGACAGACUAUUCUAAAGCUUUGUCUUUAAAACCAGAUGAUCCAUUAGUAUUGAAACGGCGAGCAGACGUACGAGGAAAACUUGGCAAUCAGAAACAAGCCAUAGAGGACUAUAGAUAUGCUAUAGAAAUUCAAAGUAGGAUGGAAGAAUCUAAAACAUAAUGCUGAAAUAGACUAUAUAUUAAUGUGUAUGAACUGCUUUGAAAUGACUAUUUGUUGUUGUUUAAAUUUGAUGGCAAUUAAUUAUACCAACUGUACAAUUGCUUAAACAAAUCUUUUACAAUAAUUUGAUUGAUAGAUUUUUGCAUUGAAUCCAUUUUUCUAUUUAGAACAGAUCCAGCUGACUGUUAUCAGGAACUGUCAAUUUAGGCAACCAUUCAUCAUUCAGUUGUAAAAUAAAUGACAGGGAUUUUUUUCUUCAAUUUUUUGCCCAGGUAAUAAAAGGGGAUGGCAUUGAAUAUGCAAUGGUGGUUUUCCUUUUUUCUUUUUUACAUUUUUAAAUGAAGAACACCUUUAUAUCUUUAUUAAUUUUCUAAAAAAAAUAUUUUUGAGAUAACAAUUAUGAUAAAAGUUUGGGGAAAUGAAACUGAAACCAAUAUAUGUGAUAUUUUUUUUCUGUGAUUUUUAAGCCGAUACAUGAAAAAUCAUUUGUCACUAAUAUUCCAUCUCUAUAGAAAUUUAAUGAACUUUAAUAUAUUUUUCAGAAAGCUUGUUUCAAAUUAUUUUGUAUUAAUCUGAUUCAAUUUUGAUUUCUUCAACACAUAUUUUCUAACAGUUAUUAUAUUUGCAUCAAAUGAUUUUUUUUAUGAACAAAUUGGCUCAUUAUUUAAUGAUAUACUGCUGAAAGUUUUCCGUCCAAUUUAUUCUGUCUGUGAUAUUUUAAAUAUGAAAUGGAACUAAUGAAGUGUGGCAAGUUUUAUAUUCAAUUUAUUCUACUGUUAAAUAUUAUUUAUUUUUAUACUUGUUAAAAUAUUUGUAUGAUGUGGUAUUUUGUUUGAAACAUGAUACAAUAAAAUAAAUUCUUAAAAAAA
Molecule: messenger RNA, 7668 nt
Organism: Mytilus californianus (California mussel)
Lineage: Eukaryota; Metazoa; Mollusca; Bivalvia; Mytilida; Mytilidae
Exons: 57
Coding region: 137-6799 (2220 amino acids)
Molecular function (GO): protein binding
Source: RefSeq, a predicted model, not a curated record